AUGCUGCGAUGGUAUAUGCGGCGAGGGGUGGUGUCCGUGUGUGCGGGGAGGUGGGGGAGGGGCCUGCGACUGGUGAUGAUGAUGCUGAUGAUGAUGAAGCACGCCACACACGCUGACGUCAUCUUUAAAGUGCCCGAAGUUAUGGCUCGACCGAUUUCAGGCUCCCGCGCGGUAGGUGUGGGGUCAACGAACUCCAGCAGGUCGGAGCCAGUAGCAGCAGCAGCAGGCGGCUGGCCGGAGCCGGAGCCGCAGUACGAGGAGUACUUCGUGGAGCACGACGUGUCCACGGCCGACGCGCGCGCCGCCGCACAGCUCCUCAACUUGGAUGACAUUCCAGAGACCCGCGUGGGUUGCGGUCCUUGCAGCCGCCGUGAGAUGGAGUACUGUGAGAGCCGCGUGUUGUCUGACCACUGCUGCUGCGAGCGUCAGUUCCUCCCGGAGCCGUUCCCCUGGCUGCCUCACACCUGCUACGUCGGUCCUCACCGCUGCAGGCCGCUCGCUAGAGACUGCACCAAGUACGCUCGCCUCAGAGACUGCUGCUGUCUGAGGAGGCUCGCUGAGAGAUGGAAGUCUAUCCUGUCAUCAUCUCCACGUGGUCGCUCGUGUCUGUUGCUGCUGGUCUCCUCACUCCUCGUGCUCCUCAGCAUCACCUACACCAACAUAUACUGA
Molecule: messenger RNA, 669 nt
Organism: Danaus chrysippus (African queen)
Lineage: Eukaryota; Metazoa; Arthropoda; Insecta; Lepidoptera; Nymphalidae
Source: the annotation of a GenBank genome assembly